Syngnathus typhle (broad-nosed pipefish) is the source of this 1119-nucleotide messenger RNA. It is a transcript of the gene urahb, whose product is annotated as urate (5-hydroxyiso-) hydrolase b. Gene Ontology annotation, biological process: purine nucleobase metabolic process. Lineage: Eukaryota; Metazoa; Chordata; Actinopteri; Syngnathiformes; Syngnathidae. The transcript is spliced from 4 exons. Bases 145 to 501 code for a protein of 118 amino acids. Gene Ontology annotation, molecular function: hydroxyisourate hydrolase activity. The record is from RefSeq and is a predicted model, not a curated record.
UUUUUUUUCUCUGUAAUGAUUCAUUCCGGACACGCCGACCUUUGACACCAAGCUUGUUUGUCGUGCACGCCGCGCCGCGCCGUCACACACCGACGAGAGAGUUUGAGCGGCAGACGACAGACUCACCACCAGGGAAUUGUUGCGAUGACGUCAGCGCGCAGCCCGCUCACCACGCACGUGCUCAACAUCAGCGACGGCGUUCCGGCCUCACGCGUGUCCCUCAGCCUGCAUCGACUGGACUCGCAGCUCAAGCUGUGGAACAUGCUCAACGUCGGGACGACGGACGAAGACGGCCGCUGUCCGGGUCUCAUCAGCCGGGAAGCGUUCGUCCCGGGAAUGUACAAGUUACGUUUCGAAACCGGCUCGUACUGGACCAGCCUGGACCGCGACUCCUUCUAUCCCUACGCCGAGGUGGUGUUCACCGUCACGGAUUCGAUGCAAAGUCUUCACCUGCCGCUGCUCAUGACCCCCUUCUCCUUCAGCACGUACAUGGGAAGCUGAGGGCCGCCGCGCAGGCACACUCAAUCGCUCACACAUGCUUACGGAUGUCGAAUUAUCAUUCUUAUUUUUGCCAUGACAGAUGGAUAUUCAUAAACUUGGAUUUGAAUUCAUCUCAGUUGCAAACACAAAAUGUGUGCCACUGACUGAACUGUAAACAUUGAUGUUGUGGGUACUGUUGCCCCGCCUUCUUUGGCUGGUCAACGGCCUGGCUCGACCCCGGCAGGGACAGGUGACCAUCCCGUUUGGACAACAAGGAGGAGAAAGUUGCACCGUUCAUCCAGUUCACGUGAUGGGGAAACGUUUGUGUUCACGGCUCACGUUUGGACCUUUAGCAGAUGGGCCACAUUCAAUCAUAAAUGAGAUUUAUAAAAAAUGUCAAAUGUCUCAUUUUAUCUUGUAUUUGUGGAUAAUUACUUACUUAGAAAUGAUCAACCGAGAUUGCUUUAUUAAAUGAUUAAAUUUCAGGAAAGAAAGGUGUUGCCAGUUGCCCUUCUUUGUCCACCCCUGCUUUAGCCUUUAACCUCAAAUCUAAUUCUUUUUGUUUUGUUACUGUUUUACUGGAGUAAAGUGAUCAUUGAUAAACGAUACGACUACAAAGUUGUUGAUUUUGUGAUUAUU